GCGCGCCGCAGCGGUGGUCCUCCGGGUGGGUGGCCACUAGUCUCGCGACGGGAAGUCAGUGUCUCGGCGUCCGCCAACCCCAGACCCCGGCCCCGCGAUCCUGGUCCAAUAGCGCGGGGCGCCCUCCUCCCAGCCGCCGCGGCCAGACUCUGAUGCUGUUCCCUGGUAGAAGAAGAUUGCUCACGGCUCUGCUGCAGGCUCAGCGGUGGCCCUUUCAACCCUCCAGAGACAUGAGACUGGUGCAGUUCCAGGCACCUCGCCUGAUGGGACCUCACCUGGGCCUGGAGUCAGGGAAUGGCGGGGGGGUCGUCAACCUCAAUGCCUUUGACCCAACACUGCCCAAGACCAUGAUAGAGUUCCUGGAGCAGGGAGAGUCCACUCUCUCAGUGGCAAGAAGAGCCCUGGCUGCCCAGCUGCCAGUCCUUCCACGGUCAGAGGUGACCUUCCUGGCUCCAGUCACACGGCCAGACAAGGUGGUGUGUGUGGGCAUGAAUUACGUGGACCACUGCAAGGAACAGAAUGUGCCCGUGCCCAAGGAACCCAUCAUCUUCAGCAAGUUUGCCAGCUCCAUCGUGGGGCCCUAUGAUGAGAUCGUCCUCCCACCUGAGAGCCAGGAGGUGGACUGGGAAGUGGAGCUGGCCGUGGUCAUUGGAAAGAGAGGCAAGCACAUCAAGGCCACAGAUGCCAUGGCUUAUGUGGCUGGCUUCACUGUGGCACAUGAUGUAAGUGCUCGUGACUGGCAAAUGAGGCGCAAUGGAAAGCAGUGGCUGCUGGGGAAAACCUUUGACACCUUCUGCCCCCUGGGCCCUGCCUUGGUGACCAAGGACAGUGUAGCAGACCCACACAACUUAAAGAUCUGCUGCCGGGUGAACGGGGAGGUGGUCCAGAGCAGCAACACCAGUCAGAUGGUGUUUAAGACAGAAGAGCUGAUAGCCUGGAUCUCCCAGUUCGUCACUCUUUACCCUGGGGACAUCAUCCUGACGGGGACCCCCCCAGGUGUUGGUGUAUUCAGGAAACCUCCUGUCUUUCUCAAGAAGGGCGAUGAAGUCCAGUGUGAGAUUGAAGAUCUGGGUGUCAUCAUCAACAAGGUGGUGUGAUGGCUCCUGCUGCAGGCCCGGGACUUAAGACAAGAGGUGGGGCAUCCACUCCCAUUUGGCCCUGUACAGGGCAAGCCCAGUGCCUACCCCCUCAGGCUCCUGGUCUAGGCAGUGGAGGAGGUGGGGCUCUCUUCAGUAAACUCAGA
Messenger RNA from Molossus molossus (Pallas's mastiff bat), 1243 nucleotides. It is a transcript of the gene FAHD2A, whose product is annotated as fumarylacetoacetate hydrolase domain containing 2A. The transcript is spliced from 8 exons. The record is from RefSeq and is a predicted model, not a curated record. Gene Ontology annotation, molecular function: hydro-lyase activity. Lineage: Eukaryota; Metazoa; Chordata; Mammalia; Chiroptera; Molossidae. Bases 153 to 1097 code for a protein of 314 amino acids.